This is a messenger RNA of Pistacia vera, 1942 nucleotides long. RefSeq names its product nodulation-signaling pathway 2 protein-like. NCBI's taxonomy places the organism in Eukaryota, Viridiplantae, Streptophyta, Magnoliopsida, Sapindales, Anacardiaceae. Gene Ontology annotation, molecular function: DNA-binding transcription factor activity; sequence-specific DNA binding. The transcript has a single exon. The record is from RefSeq and is a predicted model, not a curated record. Gene Ontology annotation, biological process: regulation of DNA-templated transcription. Gene Ontology annotation, cellular component: nucleus. The coding region runs from base 114 to 1724 and encodes 536 amino acids.
UAUUUAAUUAUUUGCCCUCUUGGUCUCUAAUGCUCGAUCAUGGCUAUAUAUACAAAAUCCGUUGCUGCAAAAUUAAAAAUUAACAACUGUUACAUUCUUUUCUGAUUUCAAAGAUGAUGCAAGUUGAGUCUUUUCAGUACUGGCCCGAUGAUUACAAUUCAACAGACUCACCCCUGGAAGAAAUAGGACUUUAUUUUGCAGAAAAGUAUGGCCAAGGGAGCUGCUUUGAGUUCCCUUCUCCAUCAAUCUCCAUGGAGGAUUUCUCCAAUGAUGUUUCUUCAGUUUUGUUAUCCUCUCCUGUAUAUGAUGAUGACGACUCACAUAAUCUUGCAAUUUAUAGUGAUGAUUUGUUUGUUAUGAUCCCAGUGGAGCAAUAUUUACUAAACUUGGAUGAGGUUGAUAUUCCUCUAAAUGAUCAGUUCAUGGCUGAUGAGUUCGAAGAUUUUUCUGAGUUGAUGGUGAGUGGCAGCAGCCCUAUGUCACCACAAUUAUUUGCAGAAGAGGACACUAAGAGCCUGAAUCUGUCACCAAUAUCAAGUGAGGCAUCAUCUAUUGAUGUCUCAGUUCUCCCAUCAGAUCAAACAUUCCUGGUUUUUCCCUCAGAAGAAAUGGAGGUUGAUGACCAAUUGAGCAUUCUUCAUCUGCUGAAGGCUUAUGGAGAAGCAAUAGAGCUGGAACAGAAAGAUCUAGCAACAGAAAUUAUCAGGCGAUUGACAGAUAAGGCCUGUCCAACUGGUGCAACCCUCGAACGUCUUGCAUAUUUUUUGAUCCAGGCCUUUGAGAAGAAAUUAGACUACCUGAGUCAAGAAUCAAGCAAGAACUUUGCCGCGGCUUUCAGAGCCUUCUAUCAGAUUUUCCCUUAUGGAAGGUUUGCUCACUUCACUGCCAAUUCAAUGAUACUAGAAGCUAUUCCUGAGAAUGCUCGGAUAGUUCACAUCAUUGAUUUUGACAUUGGCCAAGGCAUUCAAUGGCCUCCACUAAUUGAAGCACUCGGGAGGAGAGGCCAAUUUUUGGUACAAUUGACUUCAAUAAAAUGGGAGGAAGAGGAUUGCAGUUACUUUCCUCCCACAGACAGCUUUGUGGAGACAAAGAGGAGACUGUAUGAACAUGCACGAAGUUUUGGUGUGAGAUUGAAGAUGGAAGAGAUAGGCAUGGAGAGCCUGGUGAGUGAGAUGAAAACAAGGAGAAGUAGCAGAAGAAAUGAAUGGUUAGCCUUCAACUGCAUGGUUGGUCUCCCUCAUAUGGGGAGACUGAGGAGUAAUAAGCAUGUUAUGGAGUUUCUGAAUGUGGCUAAGGACUGGGUCAAUAACACAGGUGUUAUAACUUUUGGUAAUGUAAGUGAAGGGGAAAGAUUAGACUGCAAUGGAUUUGGGUAUUUCUUUGAAGAGAAGUUGCUUCAACUCCAAGCAUUUUUUGAAUCAAUGGAGUGGCAUUUCCCUGCUCACCUUUCGGAAGCAAGAAUAGCAAUGGAAUGUCUGUUUAUGGCACCCCAAGUUUCUUCCCUUGCUGACUUUCAGAAUUUGGAGGAAAUUAGUACUAGGAAAAGUAUGGCUCUCUCUGAGAUAGGGUUGAAGGCCUGGAGAUUAAGCAGAAAUAACCUUAUGGAGGUUAAGGAGCUGGUGAGCGAAGGUAACAGUCUAUAUUGGGCAAAAAAUACAGGCGAAAAUGAGAUGGUUUUGGGCUGUAUGGAAACUCCAUUGGUGAAAGUUUCAAGCUGGAGAUAAGGAAAUGACUUGGCAGGAGAUGUAUACUAUACUUAAGAAGGAUUACAUUAUUUUGUAGAGAUUGUGAGAAAGGCUGAUACAUAGAUGAAAGCUAUAGAAGUUUUAGCAGACAUUGAUUCAGAAUUUGCUGCAUUAAUUGAUUUGUACAUAUCAUGUUAAGGCAUACACAAUGAUAUUAAUUUUCAAAAUUAUUCUUUUUUUUUUUUAAAUACUAGAUA